GAUCAGCUGAUGCUGCUCUGUUUUUAGAGCGUGCGUUCGGUCGGUCAACACGUGGGGAGGAGAUAGACAAGAGACACACACUGAGCGGGGGGGACACGUUGGGAUUGUUCUGGGCCCAGAAUACGUAACAUUAAUAUUAUACGACACAGUUCACAGUGGCGGUGCGAAGAACGCAUAAACACAGUGUAGCUGCUAGGGUCCAGAGGAGAUGCCACUGAGGUUCCGGUCCUUUGUUCCGUAUACGCUUCCCGGAGUGCUGGCACUCAUAGGUUGGUGGUGGUACAUCUCCCGCAAAAAAGAGCGACAGCCCAGCCUUGAUAGUGAGGAGGGCUCAGCUAUGGGCUUGCUGUCUUCUGGUGAGGGCAGUAAUGGGAUAGUUGACAAAGGCUGUCCCACAGCCAGCAGCACACACCGUAGGACCAGUCGAGACAGAAUCAAAGCCAAAGAGCACAGACCUGUUGAGCAGGAAGUUGUUGCAGAGAUUCACACACCGGUGCUCAAAGUGUCAGCGGAAGAGGUUCUCCGCGCUGCCCCUGUCGUGUUGGCGAGCGGACAGCUAAGUGCUCCUCAGAGAAAUGCAAAAUCAGUCCCCCAACAAAGCUACCCAGAAACCAUCAGGCAGACAUCUCCAGUCUCAUCUUCAACCCCAACAAGAUCAGUGGAGGAGAGUCCUCAUCAUAAGGGACAAGAGGCGGUGACUUCAACUCGUAGAGUUCUGGAGACGACGGCUUCGAUCAAGAAGCAAGCCGAAAAACAACCACUAAACACCCAGCGGUCUCCAGAAGGCAAGGCAGAGCGACCAGAGCCUGAAGGAGAGGUGGCCACUGAAGCCUCCACACCAACGUGUGCAAAGAACCUGCCAACUGACUUAACAAACAUUGAGCUAGCCUCCACUGCAUCCUCAAUAGAGGAUGGACUUGGGAAGAUGGAGACGCAAAGCCCCAAAACACCCCUGGCUCUGGCCACGUUCCCCAACUCAACCAGCACACCUCUCUCAGAAAGCUCCACAGAGGUUCGGCACCAUGAAAACGGAGACGUGGGCCUGCCGUCUGAGACCAGUCCAAACAUGCAAGAGCUUCAGCGUCUCGCGGCAGGGCUGAUCACUGAGGUCAUCUCGGCUGCCACCCAGGAGGUCAUGGCGGUCAGCAGCUGUGAGUCCCGCCAUAGCGAGGGCUCCGAGGUGGCUGACAACAGCACACCUGAUGUAAACGGAAAGGAAUUGGAGUUGUGUGUAUCUUCGGAGAGCACAGUCUCUCAAAGUCACGUGGAAACUGCACAGAUGGCCCAGAUUGUGGAAGAGAUGGUCAAUGGUUGUCUAGCACCUUCGCUGUCUAAUGACGAGAGGAAAGAGCAGAGGGAGGAAAGGGUGAAGUUGACCGUGUUUUCUGAGGAGCUGUUGGAGUUGACACCAGUUGUGGCCAAGCUGCAGGCGGAGGAAGUGCUCGUGGAAGACUCUGGAUGUAGCACAUGCCAGUCGGAGGAUGGCGUCAGCAGCGAGGACCUUCAUAGCACGGGGUUGUCCUCGACAGUGUCUGAGAGCAAAGAGGACCUCAUUCAAAUUUCAGGGACAUGUAGUGCUUCAGAGGGUCAUGGAAAUGGGCUGAAGGAGAGUCUUGCUCCUCAGGAGUCUUCACUUACAGCGGAGAAUGUGGCUUCGGUUUGCGAGGCAGCACGGUUUAACGGGACGGGCCUUAGGAACGGCACCUUGAGUGAGGUAGAAGCUGACCAGUCGGGAGGUUCGGAUGUGAAUAGCAUGGAUUCUGUGGACAGCUGUUCCACUUUGGGGACGGAGAGCCUCGCAAGUGGCAGCCAGGCCUGUCAGUCACAGAGCUCAGAGCUCAUUGUGUGGGAGAUAGAGGUGCCAAAGCAUCUAGUUGGGCGGUUAAUCGGCAAACAGGGGAGAUAUGUGAGUUUCCUAAAGCAGACCUCUGGUGCUAAGAUCUACAUUUCGACCCUGCCUUACACACAAGAGUUCCAGAUAUGCCACAUAGAGGGAACCCAACAGCAGGUAGAUAAAUCUCUGACCUUGAUUGGGAAGAAAUUCAAAGACUUGGACCUGACCAACUUGUAUGCUCCUCCUCCACCGCUAACGUUGCCCUCCCUGCCAAUGACAUCCUGGCUUCUUUUGCCCAACGGUGUUACAGUAGAGGUGAUUGUGGUGAAUAUCGUAUCGGCCGGUCACAUGUUUGUCCAGCAACACACUCACCCGACAUAUCACGCCCUGCGCAGCCUGGACCAGCAGAUGUUCCUCUGCUAUUCACAGCCCGGCACACCCGCGUUGCCAUCACCCGUUGAAGUUGGCGUGAUUUGUGCGGCCCCAGCGGUUGAAGGAGCCUGGUGGCGAGCGCAGGUCAUCUCGUACUACAAAGACUCGAAUGAAGUAGAGAUCCGAUAUGUGGAUUAUGGAGGCUACGAGAGAGUCAAGAUUGACAGCCUUCGCCAGAUCAGGUCGGACUUUGUGACAUUACCGUUCCAAGGAACCGAAGUGUUACUGGACAACAUCGCUCCUCUUCCAGGAGAGGACAGAUUCUCUGCCGAGGCCAGUUCUGCACUGGAAGAGAUGACAAGAGGGGUUCCUUUGCUUGCACAGGUCACUAACUAUGACAACAAUACAGGACUUCCCUUAGUACAAAUGUGGAACAUGGUGGGAGAGGAGCUGGUCCUUCUGAACCGCACUUUGGCAGAGCGAGGGUUCGGCGUAUGGGUGGACAGUUUCUGAUCCUCCAGCGCUGCCCUCUCGCCCCGCCUCUCCUCACUCGCUUCUCGGCCCACCUGCCCCCUAACCAUCACCACUUCUGAAGCUCCGCAGGUUCCAUCGUCCUCUUCCCACCAUGCACUCUUCAUACACCUCCUCACCGACUAUGGGAAAAUUCCUUCUUUGGUUCCCUACCCUCCCUGCGUUUUUUGUUUUAUUUUAUUUUCUAUCCCUCCUUCAUAUUAAACCUACUUACUGUAUUAAAGAAAAACGAAGAGAGCCAAGUGUCAAUGACUAAACCCUGAUAAGGACUGAAGAUGUUCCUUGUAAAUUUCAAUAUUGUAAUUAAUUAAAUAAAGGUUAAUCAUGUUUUCCGUCCGACCAGACUCCUUCCAGCACAAACCCAAGCGGAUUAUGCCAUGGAUGAAAAAUAUGUAAUCUGUAUAUUGAGAAGAUAUGCGGUUGACGUAAUGUUGGGACAUCAUGUUUGCAUUUGUUUUCUAAGCUUUGUUUCACUUUCCGACCGGGCGGGUGACGAAAAGACACGUCGAGAAAGGACAAACUACUACAGCUUCAUAUAAUCCAUCUCUAUGUCUGUCUAUACAACAGUGUGGCCUUAGAGGGGGAGACGACACCCAUCUCUCACAACACGUGCUCCGGACUCGAAUCCGCCUGACAGCCGUGGUCAGAUUGAGCUCUCGCAGGGUUCUUGAUUUACACAGACUACACACAUCUGCGUCCCUCUGACGUCUGGGCUGUUUUGAGGGGGAAGCUACAGCCCUAGAGCAACACUAAAGUUUGAACGGUGCUGUAAUACAAUUCAAAAAAGCCCAUCAUGACCCAUGGACCCACUAAAACCUGUUGCCUGAAGGAAACUGUGAUUGAGAGCGGGCCUUCCCUUCUGCUUGUGAUGAAUGGGUCAGUAUGUGGUUUUGUAUGCAUGUUAUUCUGCUCCAAAGCACGUCUUUGGCCCAGCCCACUGUCGCGGUCACGAUGAUGUCUACCAGUGCUAUCGUCAUACUCGGAUCUUGAAUCACGUCCAGCAUGAACCACUUUUCACUACAACGAAUUGCCAUCUACUCUUUCCAUUCUAUUAAUAACAUGGGUAUAUUGUGUUCAUCCCUCGAAACCCACCUCACUGUUGUUCACGCUCCCGAUUAACUUAUAGGGAAGGCUCUCUCGGUACACCUGUCUUUAAAAAGCUUUAAGCCUUAUUCAUACCAUUUUUUUUUUUUACAUUGGAUGCGAUCAGAUCUGCUUUAAUACUCUAUCUGUAAUUUGUCAAACAAUAAUGACGCGGUGAUUAUUAAGAUUCCUUUUUUUGUACGGUUUCAUUGAUGAUGCUUUUCCUGAUGGUUAAAUUGACUUUUUGACCAGGGUUCAUCCCUGUUUCUGCUGCUGGAACGUUUGUAAUGUAAUGUCGUCAGGCAAUAGAAUGUUUAAAGUUGUCCCUGGUUGGGACGUUACUGGGCUUUUAUCCUGGUUAUGAGUCAUUGAAUUGAUUUUGAUUGUUAGCAAUACAGUUUUGGACUCCAAAAAUCAUACUGACGUUUUAGUGUCACAGUAAACCUGGGUGCAAUUAAAUUCAAUUAUAGAAAAGGAAAAUUUUGAAAUGAUGUUUUGCAUAUUUUGGCGUAAAUAUAUAUUUUUGUCUAAGCGGAAUUACACCCAGCUGGUAGUAGAGAGAGCUCAUGAACUGACAUUGCUACUUAAAGAAAGUUUAGACUUCCAUAAAGAGCACUACUACACAAGCAAACCCUCUCUCAUGUCCACUAUCUUACCAGAUAUUUCUGCAAUAUCACAUAAGCUUGAGGUUCUAAACUGUCUUGCAUCCAUCUCAGGUAUGAGCUCUUCAUUUGUUAUCUUGUUUGUCAUUUCCGGGAUUGUGUACUUGACCUAUGGCAGUGUGUACAGCCAGAGUAGGGUUUUUUCUGUAUGUCCGCGUGCACCAAGUAACCACGUUGACCUCCAAGCUGAAACGUUUCACUUUUCUUUAGGUCUGAAAAAUCCACUCAUAUCCUCACAUUGCCUCCUAUCAUUAGAGCAUAUGUGUCCUCUGUAUGUUCCUACCCACACUCUCCUGUCAUUGAUGAAUCACGCUACAUUAGACUUGUCCUGGUGUGUGUGUAUAUAUAUAUAAGGUAUCACUGUACUUUUGUAAAAACACUGAUGUGAGUGUAGGUAUCAAAAGGGAACAUGUUAUUUUUUCAUCCCCCUUUUUGUUCACCUGUUCUCUGUUGGUAGGAAUGGUUUGAGAUGUUUGCUUAGCUAGAUAAAUUUGAUUAUUUAAAUGAGUGUAAGCAAUCCUAGACAUGUACAGUACAAGUCGGUUUUUUUGCCAGACUCAUUCAAAAGUUUGAUUCUUUGGUUGUACAGAUCUAUUGGAAAAGAGAAUAAAGUUAUUAAAAACA
This is a messenger RNA of Triplophysa dalaica, 5106 nucleotides long. RefSeq names its product A kinase (PRKA) anchor protein 1b (gene akap1b). The transcript has 11 exons. The coding region runs from base 209 to 2719 and encodes 836 amino acids. The record is from RefSeq and is a predicted model, not a curated record. NCBI's taxonomy places the organism in Eukaryota, Metazoa, Chordata, Actinopteri, Cypriniformes, Nemacheilidae. Gene Ontology annotation, molecular function: RNA binding.